AUGUCGACUUCAGUUCCCACGCCAGAGCAGACGCCCACUGCGAAGUCGCAGCGGGUGCUUUCGUGCGUUCUGUGCCAACAGCGCAAAAUUAAGUGCAAUCGCAGAUUCCCAUGUGUCAACUGCACCCGGGCCGGCGUACAGUGCGUGCCAGCAACCACGAGCCAACGGCGUCGCAGGUUUCCCGAACGAGAGUUGCUAGAACGGCUGAGGUGUUACGAGAGUCUGCUUCGUCAGAAUAACAUACCGUUCGAGCCUAUGCAUACGCCUGCUGCAGAUCAUGCGUGUCCCGGUGAGGAAGGCAGAGGGUCUGGCUCUCUGCAGGAGGCGCAUUCAGAAAGACCGGUUUCGGGGAAAGAUCGUCCGUCGAGGGAGAGGACGACGGUCAGGUCUAAACCUAUGAAUCUCUGGCGCGCCAUGAAUCAAAAGGGACUAGAUACCGACGGCGAUGAUGACAAUGGUUAUGGAGACGACGAGGAUAAUGAUAGCGGUUUCCUUCACGAUAACGAGGAUGUGCGUGAGUCCGUGAUCAAGAAGGCGUGGGACAACAAGUACGAAGCAGAGAGCAACGACCAUCUUCUAUUUGGCUCACCGAAAACAAACGUUGAUCUCUCGACUAUGCAUCCACCACAGGUUCAGAUAUUCAAGCUCUGGCAGAUUUACCUGGAAAACGUCAACCCGCUUCUCAAAGUUACGCACACCCCAACCCUGCAAGGACGCAUCAUCGAUGCCGCCGGCAAGGUGGCAAACAUUAGUCCUGCAUUGGAAGCACUUAUGUUCAGUAUAUAUUGCACCUCUAUUCUCAGUCUCGCCGAUGACGAAUGUCGUACAUUGUUUGGAUCACCAAGGAAAGAACUUCUCAAAGGCUAUCAGUUCGCAUGUCAACAAGCCCUACUUAACUGCAGGUUUUUGAGUUCCAGUGAUCGUGACUGUUUGACGGCAUUCUUUCUCUACCUAGUUUCGGUCAGACCUGACACAGAUCCCUGGUCUCUAUCUUCACUGCUUGGCAUGGCCAUACGCAUCGCACAACGCAUGGGAAUCCACAACGAGUCGACUUAUACCAGACACAUCGCUCUUGAGGGUGAGAUGCGUCGAAGGCUUUGGUGGUCACUGGCCAUGUUUGACAAUCGGAUUUGUGAAAUGUCGUCCGAUCCCAAAGCAACAGUGUUGACUCCCCUCUGGGACUGCAAGACUCCUCUCAACGUGAAUGAUUUUGAUAUCCAGCCAGAGAUGAAGGCGCCGCCAGCACCUCAUGACAGACCCACAGAGACGCUAUUCGCUGUUUUACGUAGCGAGUUGGGUGAGUUCACUCGCCACAGUGCCUUCCAUCUCGAUUUUACCAACCCGUGUUUGAAGGCUCUCUCGAACAGCAGCGAGCUCGUGGCUGUAGAAGAUACCUUGGAGGACAAAUAUCUCAAGUUUUGCAAUCCAGAGAACCCGCUUCACUUUAUGGCAAUUUGGACAACGCGAAUCUAUCUUGCGAAGAGCCGCCUCCUGGAACACUAUUCGAGAUACUCAUCCGUGCAACAGACAGACUCGCAGCGCAAUGCGGCCAUUUCUUACGCUCUAAAAAUCCUCGAGUGUCACACAAAUCUCAUGAUUUCGCCUCUUAUUAAAGGAUACCUUUGGUUCCUCCACGCUCACUUCCCAUUUCCCGCGUACAUUCAUAUUCUUCAAGAUCUCAGGAGGCGGCCUACUGAGAAUCACGCUGAAAAAGCGUGGGAGAUCAUGAGCAACAACUACAUGUCUCAUUUCGUCCAUGUAAAACACGAUGAUACGCAUUUUUUUGUUGUCUUCUCUCGAAUUGUCCUACAGGCCUGGGAGGCGCGUGCGUCGCUACAUAGACAGCAAAACAAGCCGCUGGAGCCGCCAGCGAUUGUGUCUGAAAUUAAAAACAGAAUGAUGCAUAUGGUGUCAGGUUCUUCGGGAAAUACUGUUGCCGGUGUCAAUGUUGAUGAGUUCCAAAUGCCCAUGCCGAUCGACUUUGGUCAUGGCCUAUCGUAUGGCACUGAAGGGCAAGGCUCCGCGGGUUCGGGACUCGGAGGCUUCUUCGACAUACCCAGGCAGGCCACUAUGGACAUCGACAUAGGUCAGUUUGAUUGGGCCACGAUAGACUGGAGCUCGAUGCAUGGUUGA
Messenger RNA from Aspergillus wentii DTO 134E9, 2133 nucleotides. Its product is annotated as Zn(II)2Cys6 transcription factor. NCBI's taxonomy places the organism in Eukaryota, Fungi, Ascomycota, Eurotiomycetes, Eurotiales, Aspergillaceae. Bases 1 to 2133 code for a protein of 710 amino acids. The transcript has 4 exons. Gene Ontology annotation, biological process: DNA-templated transcription; regulation of DNA-templated transcription. The record is from RefSeq and is a predicted model, not a curated record. Gene Ontology annotation, molecular function: zinc ion binding; DNA binding; DNA-binding transcription factor activity, RNA polymerase II-specific.